Jatropha curcas is the source of this 987-nucleotide messenger RNA. RefSeq names its product transmembrane/coiled-coil protein (Protein of unknown function DUF106, transmembrane). The record is from RefSeq and is a predicted model, not a curated record. Gene Ontology annotation, molecular function: calcium channel activity. Gene Ontology annotation, cellular component: cytoplasm; endoplasmic reticulum membrane. Lineage: Eukaryota; Viridiplantae; Streptophyta; Magnoliopsida; Malpighiales; Euphorbiaceae. Gene Ontology annotation, biological process: endoplasmic reticulum calcium ion homeostasis.
UGCUGCUAGUUUCAACUGAAAGUUAAGAAGUUAAAAAAUUCUGUACCACUCCACACACAACUAAUUUCCCCUCGGUGAUUUCCAGUCGGAACGAACUUCACCCAGAAGGCCGGAAAGACCUUUCUCCUAGUUUCUCAGUUCUCAAACACAGCUUGCCGAUGGCUACGCCUCAAUUCCUCUCAUCAUUCAAGUAUUCCGACAGCCUCACGGUUGUCGGAAUCUCAAUGUGUACCGCUGUAGUCUGUGAAGCCAUCUCCUGGAUCUUAAUUUACCGCACAAACUCCUACAAAUCUCUCAAAUCCUCCAUCGACAAAGCCUCUAAGAAGCUUGAGAACAUGAAAACUGAAACCACCAAAGUCACCAACAAGAAAUCUAAGACCAAGAAAAUAGACCGUGUCGAGAGCUCUUUAAAAGAGUCCAGUCGUGAUCUCUCUCUCUUCAAGUUCAAAUCCGGUGCCGUUGUGGCCUUGGUACUGUUUGUCGUUUUCGGAUUAUUGAAUUCGCUAUUCGAAGGGAAAGUGGUGGCAAAAUUACCGUUUAAGCCUAUAGGGAUCGUGAUGAAGAUGAGUCAUAGAGGAUUGCAAGGCGACGAUGCGACUGAUUGUUCAAUGGCGUUUCUAUAUUUCCUUUGUUCAAUCAGUAUCCGUACAAAUCUCCAGAAGUUUCUAGGUUUUUCACCGCCGCGUGGAGCCGCAGGGGCUGGAUUGUUCCCGAUGCCUGAUCCAAAAACGAACUGAUCGGGUUUGCUGUUAUUCACUUAUUGAUACUUGACAGUCUAUUAAUUUUUAGUGUUUUUAGGUCAUAAUUAUCUGUUUCUCUAGUGAGGAGUAGGAUAAAUGGACUUAUCGUUGUUGAGUAGAUGGAUAAUUAUUUGAUAUUGGAUUCUCUAAAAACUGGGAUGACACUCCACUGUUGUUUUGGUGAUUGUUGUGUUUUAUAACUGUAAUUUGGGCAACAUCAAUGAAGUGUUCUUGGUUUAGUUCGAAU